AUGGCCAGUGCUGGUCAUGUGUACUCUGAAUACGCGACCAACUUCCUACAAGAUGCAGACUCCAAGUCAAACACGCACCAUGUCGUUGAAUUUGAUAGAAAUACCACAAGAUUCAGAGUGGAAGAGAUGGUCAAUCCCAGAGAAGUAUGUCCUACAGAAAAAUUUGUGGUUAGAUUAGAUGAAAGGUGGUGCGAUUGUGGAAAGUUUCAAAAAAUACAUCUGCCAUGUUCACAUGUUAUUGCAGCUUGCAAGCAUGCACAUCACGACUUUAGCAUGUACAUAAGUCCCCAUUAUAGGCUGGAUGUCAUCAUGAAAGUAUAUGACAAUUUAUUUGGCGAGUUAAGACAUGAAGAAUAUUGGCCACCAUACCAAGGGCCACAGGUUUGGCCUCAUCCUACCACAAAAAGGAGCGAGAAGGGUCGUCCUAAAUCAAGUAGAAUUAGGACUGAGAUGGACAUUAAGGAAGGAAGACAAUCAAAAAAGUGUUCCUUUUGUAGAACUGAAGGACACACAAGAAAUCAUUGUCCUAAUAACCCUGCACUUAGAUGA
Molecule: messenger RNA, 549 nt
Organism: Vigna unguiculata (cowpea)
Lineage: Eukaryota; Viridiplantae; Streptophyta; Magnoliopsida; Fabales; Fabaceae
Source: RefSeq, a predicted model, not a curated record